AUGCACUCGCGAAAAUCAGACUACACAGUAGCAAGCGGAACCACUUUGGAAUUCUUUGAUGGCAUUCAUAAAUCCAACCGUAACCUGUCUGUUUUCCCAUUUAAAGCAGACCCUUCAUCAGAUAUAGCCUUCUCACGCCAAACAACCCAACCGCUACCCUCAAAACUCAAAUCUCUUACAACGCCAACCCUUCCCAAACUAGGCACAGGUCCGCUUCAUCUGCAAUUUGCACACUCUGUGACUGCAUCUUUGCCUAGCAAUGCUGCUGCAGCAUCGGCAGAUACGGGGUCUACUGCCUUUACUUCACACGAUACCCCUCAUGGUUUUUUUCAACAUACCUGGUCCAUGUUUUCCAACAUGACAGACGCGCAACGCAACCAACUUCUCAAAGGAUUAAUGGCACGAUGCUCCACCAAACAGGUUGAAGUCAUUUCCACCUGUCUAAAUCUUCGUACUGCAGAAACUGGGUCAAGUAAAGUUUAUUUAGAGCAAUCCAAAGAGUUUAUCCAUGAUAUGCAUGCAAAACAUACCAUGACAAAACACCCAAGUUUUUCAAAAAUCAAGUUGGAUAAACAUCGGGAAAUACCAAGGCAACGUUUGGCAUAUGCUACAACAGAUCCAAACACAUACAUGAACGCCAACAUUUACAUCAAAUUACUCAAUUCAAAUAUAGAUGCUGAUUUGAUUUCAAAACAACUGUUUAAAGCUGGUCCGGAAGGAACAAAGUUUCUCAUGUCGUUUCUUUCAAGUCGAUGCAAAAAACUUCAGGGAAUUCUUCAAACCAUGUAUGAGAUUUCGUUGGAAAUUGAAAUGGAAAAAGCCAUGGACAUGCUUCUUCGUUGUGUAAUGGACGCUACAGAAGCCAAACACGCAUGUCUGUAUUUCACAGGUGCAGCAAAUGGAAAGCUUAUUGCUCAAAACUCCAAUUGGGUCAAGCCAAGGGAAAAUGUUACAGUCAAUGAGGUAUUUGCAGGAUCAAUUGUUUUCAAAGGAGAAAGCGUUAAUAUAUACAACAUCAAAACUUCCGAGUAUUAUACGGACAUUAUAGCUGAAAUGUAUCACCAAGUCGAUGCAGACUGCAUUCUUUCUGCGCCAGUGUUUGGUGACGGUAUGAAAGUUGCUGGACUAAUUGAAGUCAUCAACAAAAAAUCUGGAAACCCAUAUUUUAAUGCAGAGGAUGAGUUUAUGAUCAAGGCGUUGGCUAGUCUAGGCACAUUGUUGUUUAAUCACGCCAGCAUCAAGCAAAAUGCAAUUAAAAAGACUGACGAUAUCAAAGUAUUUUUAAAUACUACAUCUAUGAUGACGGGUGAAAAGGCUGAUACGGGAGAUUUGCUGCCAGUGAUUAUGCAAACUGCUAGAGAGCUUGUGACUGCGGAACGAUGCGCAUUGUUUAUGCUUGAUAGAGAGAAAGAAGAGCUAUGGUCAACCGUAGCCCAAGGAUCGGCGGAAAUUCGUAUCCCAAUGAACAAAGGUAUUGCUGGACACGUGUCCAUGACUGGAGAAACUCUCAAUAUCUCUGACGCCUAUGCGGAUAGUCGAUUUAAUAGAGAAAUCGAUAUGAGAACUGGUUUUCGCACACGCAAUAUCCUGUGUAUUCCCAUGUUUGAUCAGAACCAAGAUAUUAUUGGCGUAACACAAGUCAUCAACAAACUACCUGAACAAAGUCACUUUACCAAAGAAGACGAAACUCAAUUAUCUUCUUUUUCAUCUCUAGCUGCAUCGACGAUUGAAAAGCAACGUGCAUUUAAGAAUCUGUACAGUAGCUUGAACAAAACAGUACAAUCACGCACCUACAUAUCUGGAGUGAUUCAAAGCCUAAAUAGUGUAAUUCUAGGCCUGAAUGAUGAUGGUCGUCUGGUAUUUAUCAACAACCCAGACAAAUUUCUUUUGGAUGAAAUACUGCACACAAUGCAUUUAACAUCAUUUGAGCACUGGUUAGGGCAUGACAACUCUCAGCUUGUUGACGAUAUUAUUCGAGUGAAAGCCACGUUAUGUCCAAUUUCAGGACGCAACUAUGCGUUGCAGCUUCCUAAUCAAUCCAUACGCCAUGUAAACUAUUUGAUUCAGCAUAUAGCAUAUGAUCGCAAAGUGGACCAGCGAAUGGAGUUUCAUCACAUUACAUCUACAAAACGUCUUUCGACCCCGCAUUUGAAAAAAAAGCAACCCAAGGCCGACACCAUAGAGUUGCAAACUGUCACAGGCAUCAUGCUCAUUUUGGAUGAAAUCACGGCUGAAAGCAGUCUAGAGGAAUCACUUGGAAGACAAAUGAAGCCUGCUACCAUGCAUAAGCUUAUGAGUGACUCACCAAAAUUAAAUGGCAAGAUGCAGAAAGUAACUGUAAUGGUAGCAAAUAUUAGGGGAUUUAAUGCUGCCACACGUGGGCUUGAACCAUCAAACACGGUCAACUACCUCAACAACUUUUUUGAAACAGUAGCCAAUGUUGUUCAAAACGAAGGUGGAAUGAUUACAUCUGUUUCGGGUGACACUGCUACAGCUGUAUUUGGGCUACCUUAUACCCAUGCAGAAGAUGCGCGAAAUGCAGCCAUGGCAGCUUUGAAAUUACGGCAAGCUGUUGAAGAACUGAGUAAACAGCAUGAAGCAGGUAACCUUCCAGGAAUUCGGGUUGGAAUAGGUCUUGCUACUGGCAACGUCUUGUCGGCAAUCAUUGGGCCACCCCGUGCACAAUCAUAUACUAUUGUAGGAGAGCCAGUGCAAGUGGCACACAGGCUACAGGAAAUUGGAAAGUUGUAUGGUGUGAUGAUCAUGACAUCUGAAUCUACCCGCCAAGAAGUGAUGGAUCAAUUUCACUCACGAGAAAUCGACGCGACUGUAUUACAAGGUAUCAACAGUCCCAUCACGCUUUACGAGAUCAUGGCUAGCUCUGAUCAUGAUUUGCAACAUGAUGUAAUGACGACACUGAUUUGCUUCGAGUUGGGAUUAUCAGAGUUUCGUGCAAAAAAUUGGCAGGCUGCUGCAAUGCAUUUUAAAAAGGCAAUUGCAUUGUCUGACGACCGGCCACCACGAACCUUUAUUGAGAGAUGCAAGGGAUUCAUUGAUGGAAAAUACGAAGUGGCAGAGGAUUGGGAUGGAGUGUGGAGAUUUCAUCAAUAA
Molecule: messenger RNA, 3111 nt
Organism: Batrachochytrium dendrobatidis JAM81
Lineage: Eukaryota; Fungi; Chytridiomycota; Chytridiomycetes; Rhizophydiales
Exons: 9
Coding region: 1-3111 (1036 amino acids)
Biological process (GO): intracellular signal transduction; cyclic nucleotide biosynthetic process
Molecular function (GO): protein binding
Source: RefSeq, a predicted model, not a curated record